Molecule: messenger RNA, 1407 nt
Organism: Bacidia gigantensis
Lineage: Eukaryota; Fungi; Ascomycota; Lecanoromycetes; Lecanorales; Ramalinaceae
Exons: 1
Coding region: 1-1407 (468 amino acids)
Biological process (GO): cardiolipin acyl-chain remodeling
Cellular component (GO): mitochondrial inner membrane
Molecular function (GO): A2-type glycerophospholipase activity
Source: RefSeq, a predicted model, not a curated record
AUGUCAUUCAUCCCGUACCUGAGGAAGCCGCCAACACACAAACACACCGGGAGAGAUCUGCCCACCAAAACACCUUCUUCGACUUCGGUCUCGGACAGUAGUGCUCAUGAAGCUUCGCCGGUGAAGACCUCUUCCAAUACCGAUCCUUUCGGUCCCCGUCAGUGGCAUUCCAAUCUUGUAAAGCUCAGUGGGAAGGAUCGCUCUCUCAAUGAAUUCUCCGUGGAGAGAUUAGGAGAACUGGCAGACCAGAAUCUUGUUAUGCUUCACGGGUAUGGAGCUGGCCUCGGCUUUUUCUACAAAAAUUUCGAAGGCCUAAGUCGUGUACCUGGCUGGAAGGUAUACGCCCUAGAUCUUUUGGGAAUGGGGAGGAGUACUCGGCCUCCGUUUAAGUUGAAAUCGAAAGAUCGUCAAGAAUGCAUCUCAGAGGCGGAAGACUGGUUCAUCGAUUCUCUAGAAGAGUGGCGAAGAAAGCGAAACAUUGAUCGCUUCACAUUGAUGGGCCACAGCCUCGGAGGCUAUAUGGCGGUGGCUUAUGCAUUGAAAUAUCCGGGACACUUGAACAAACUCGUACUUGCGUCUCCAGUUGGCAUUCCGGAGGACCCCUAUGCCGUCACCGCAGAAUUACCAGAGCCACCUGAAUCGACGUUGGCGAACGAAUUUACCCAGGACCAACAAGACGACAUCAAGGACACAACGAACCCAAGGAUACCUGACACGGCAAAGGUAGGCGAUAACAAUAAUUUCCUCAACGCCAGGAAGAGGACCGGUACAGAAGCCGCCGAUGGUGGCCAAGAACCAAAUGCUCCAAGGAAGCCUUUGCCAAAGUGGCUGACGUACCUCUGGGAAGCCAAUAUCUCGCCAUUUGGCCUUGUGCGAUGGACUGGACCAUUAGGACCAUGCUUAGUGUCUGGUUGGACAUCGCGACGAUUCUCUCAUCUGGGGUCUGAAGAAGCCAAAGCACUCCAUACAUACGCGUAUUCACUUUUCCGCCUCAGGGGUAGCGGCGAGUAUGCUCUCUCGUAUAUCCUAGCUCCAGGAGCUUUCGCCCGAAGUCCUCUUAUCAGGCGAAUUGGUGGAGUGGGACGGCAGUACUUGCAGCCAAAUGGUUCGGUUGCUUCCACCGUUGAUUCUGCAAAACGAGAGCGGGAGAAGGGCAUUCCAAUCGUGCUCAUGUAUGGUGAGAACGAUUGGAUGGAUGUCGCGGGCGGAUACGCCGCCGAGCAGAAAUUGAAGGAAGAGAAAGAGCAUGUUCUGAAGGAUAGCCUACCGGAGCAAAGAAGCCAAGAUCGUGGAUCAGCGAAAGUCGUUGUAAUAAAGAAGGCGGGCCAUCAUGUAUAUCUGGAUGGCUGGGAGGAAUUCAAUGAAGUAAUGCGGAAGGAGAUGGAGGAUCUUUCGAGCCUUACAUGA